AACCAUUUUUUUCUGCUGCGGCCCCUUUAAAUACAAUCUCCCGCGUUCCAAGUUAAGCGGAAAUAGAAGCCGUCUUUUCUCUAUUUAAGCGCGCCAACAAAGACUGUCACAGGAGGGCUGUCUGUGCUUCAUUCACCGCACACCACCAUUGUCUUAUCUCCUUUCACCGUCGUCGUUAUUUACAUCCCGUAAAGAAUGCCAGAGGAAACGUCCGCCGCGUCGAGCUCUGCGAGGUAAGAUUCGUUUGUUGUGUCGGCUCACCGUGCUCUGUGGAAACACGCCUAGCUAGCAUGUGGCUAACGCAAGAUAAGGUAACUCAUAAAGAGAAACGACAUUUUGUGAGUGGGGGGACACUGUGAAAAGUACAUAUUGAUUUGGCAGACUUUUGACCAAAUUCAGAGUUGAAGCUUUUAAUGUCUUUGUUAGAGACAGACACAUCACUAACACGAAGGCUAGCCAAGCUAAUAACCCGUAAAUGCUAACAGCGGUGAAGCGACGCCAAAAUCUAAGAGCGUGUCAGUCCGGGUUUGUAGGGAAGUGUGCUGUGUUAAAUGAGGUCAGGUCUCAAUGUGAAGGCAUUGACUGAACUUUGGUUCAACUCUCUGCAGCUUGGAGGAGAAGCCGUGCUCUUCAUCGUCUUCAUCUUCAUCAUCAGCUGCUGCAGCAGACAGGUGAGUGUCUGAAAACCGCAGCAUCUGCUCGCAUUGUUUCUCAGCUCUGACCCACUAAAAGCUUGUGUGGUUUUUUUUUCUGAUUUUUUUUCUGUUCCCUCUCUGCAGCUCCGUCGACGUCAUGGAGGAGGCGAAGAAGCUGAUUGGCACAGGAAACAGGCAUCUGGUCAUGGGAGAUGUUGUUUCUGCUGUCGGUGUGUUUCAGGACGCCUGCAGUAUGCUGUGAGUAUCUACAGGGAGAGAGCUAUGACACAGAAAAGAGACAUAUUUAUUAAUAUAUCCUACUGAGAGGAGGGUUUUUAUGAUGCAUACUGAAAUAACUUCACAAGAGUUAAAGGGAUAUUCCAGCGUAAAAUUAAUUUGGGGUCAAACACACUGUAACACCAAGUUAGACACCCCCUCAAGAGAUAAUCGUUGCUGACUGCUUGCUUCUCUAGUUAUACCAACUCUGACAACUGCAGGAUAGCAAUACAGAGAGCCACAUGCUCAAACCAAAAGCCACUCUAUAGCCACAAAUAAUACUCAGAACAGCACCUAACUUCAUCAACAGUACAUAUAGGGUCCUAGCCAUAGUACUAGCCACCAAACAUCUUUUUAACUUUGCCUCAUUUCUUUAGCAAAGAGACUAAACACAACUCACCUACUCUCUUCCAGCAGCAGCUUGUUUGUAGUGAGACCUCAGGCCAGUCUGUUACGGACUACAGCGGGGUGAUGCAGCUCGAGGAAGAACAUUUAUGAUUAUUUCUACAUCAUUUCCAUGAAUUAAUAAUCACCAUAUUAAUCAUUUUGCACUGCAGACGCGGUAGUUCUUCUGCCUUAACGUCUCGGUCUGAUUGUAUUUCCGUAAAGUAAUAAUCAUAAAUGUUCUUCCUUGAACCCCGCUGCAGUCCGUAACGGACUGUCCUGAGGUGUCACUACCAACCUGUGGCUGCUGGAAGAGAGUAGGUGAGUAGAGAGUAGGUAAAUUUGUAUCCUGUGCUGCGCAGACAUGAGUCAAAUGUUGAAAUAACUUUCUCUCUUGAUCAGUUUAACACUUGUGAUGUCUGUCUUUCAGGGCUGGGAAGUACGGUGACACUGCAGAUGAGUGUGGUGAGGCGUUCUUCCUCUGUGGGAAGUCCCUCCUGGAGCUUGCCAGGUCGGUAAACAUCCUGUAGACUUGUUUUUAACUUUGUAAUUAGUGGUGUCAUUUACCCUAAUACAAACUUUACCUCUACGGUACAUGCUCAGACUUUGGUAGUAAGUUCUUGUACGUACUUUCCAAAGGUAAAUCUGGUUUAGUAAAGUUGAUUCAGACUGAAAAUUCAGGCUUGAUCUUGCUUUCCUUCUGAUCAUGUUGUAGUCAUACUUAAGUUUGCUCUUAAUGCCCUGGCAGUAAACCUUUUUUUUUUUUUUCUGGUGUGUUUCAUUAAGGAUGGAGAAUAGUGUCCUUGGUAACGCCCUAGAGGGAGUCCCAGAGGAGUCUGAGGAAGAGGAGCAGCCCAAAGACUCGAACAUUGAGAGUGCCAACAACCUGGAUGGUGAGUGUCGAACACAAAUCUUUUACAAGUUGCUGCCUCACAAAAUUUGAGCAAGAACUUUGUCCCUAAAAGAAAAAAAAAUCAUGGGUCAUUUUUAAAAGUGUCAAAAGAAACUAAAACUGGUGAGAGGUCAAUACAAGACUUUAAACUAAACUUUGAGGUCCAAAGCCAAACAAGAAUUUUAUUUCAUUGCUUAUAUUUGUUCAUUUGAACAAACAGCAGUGGAGCAAAAUUCAGUUUGCAGCCGUCCAGUAGAUUUUUGCGCUGAGCUCUGUCUGUAUUUGAACAGAGCAAAGGUUCAAACAUUUCCUAAACUACACUGUGAGAGUCCUUUUCUUUAAAAUGCCACUCUGGUGUAGAAAAAACUAGAGAUGAGCUCCGGAAGCAAGUGUAUGAUGCCAUGGCAGAGGAGGAAAAGACUGAAGCUGCUGAAACCAAAGUGGAGUCUGAAGACGGAAAGGGCAGCGCUGAAGUGAAGAAGGAAAACGGGGAGGCCAAGUCCCCCAUUAAAAAUGGAGUAAAUGGCUCAGAGGGACCGUCAAUUUCCCUCGAGGAGAGGUCAGCCCCGGAAACGAAGGUGAAUGGAGUUGAGAAAAGCCCGGCCGCCCAUGUGAACGGUACAGAGGAGCUAAAUGGAAAAGACGAGGACGCCAAGAAGAAUGGAGAUCACAACGAGGAGGAAGCAGAGGGCAGUAGAUGAUUCGAUUCAGAGCACUUUUAUUGGAGAGGGGAGCACCAAUGGAUUUGUCUUUCUUUAGAACAGGCCACAUUUAUAGGUGUCACUAAAGGUGGAGGGGAAGUCACUGGAGCAGGUGUAAACAGAGCCUUAAGGUGUUCAUUUUACACAUAUUACCUCACUAACUAAAAACAGUACUGUCUAACAAUCUACUGAUGCUUCAACAGAUGAUGACGACGACGAUGAUGAUGAGGACGAUGAUGAGGAUGGAGAGCCUAACGGACAGGAAAAGGUGAGUUCUGACCAAUGGGACUCUCUUUGACUGGACUGUAAACAUCAUUUUCUGACAUGUUUUGGUUUCUGUCUUUCAGGAGGAGGAUGAAGUCGGUAAUCUGCAGCUCGCCUGGGAAAUGCUGGAGGUGGCUAAAGUCAUCUACAAGAGGUGAGGACUCUAAAACUAACAAGGAAAUCCACUCCAGCCCGCUGACAGUUGAAGAACCAGACGAGAGCGGAUCAUUCAGGGAGCAAAACCAGUCUGGAUGACAUUGGUUUCCUCUUUUUGUCCCAACAGAAAAGAAAGCAAAGAGGACCAGCUGAUGGCAGCACAGACGUAUCUGAAACUUGGAGAAGUCAGUGCUGAGUCAGGUAGGUUUCAUGCAACAGAUUGUUGAAUAUGUGUGAUUUUUAAAUCACUCUUGUAAAUUUGUGGUUUUCAACUCUUGAGCUCGACACCUUUUUGUGCAGUUAAAAAAAAAAAAGAAUUUCUGAAAUUCAGUGGAGUUUCAGUUGUGAACUUGUUCCACAAUUAAUCUCCCCACUGACUAUAAAAUCUCUGGUUCAUAAAUGGUCAUAAUAAAUUCCUUGUCUAACCUAGACCUCAGAGUUUACUGUGACUAUGCAACACAUCCUUGUACUUUGGGGGUGGGUAGCAUGCUGGUCACAGUACUUUCACCAUGUGCCAUGUUGUAGACUUUUAACAUCGCAGGUAAACACGGGUUUAAACGGGCAAAUUGUUUUUAGGUUUUUAGUGCACACACAGCCAAGAUUAAUUUCUCUUGGCACUGAUGCAGCCAUAAGAAAUGGGUGCUCUAGAGAGAUUUUUAGUUAUUUUGAAGAGCAGCAACAGUGUAAAUCAGAGUGACAUUUACCAAAUUGUGUCAAAGCAGGUGUUUGUGGUUGUAAAAAAAAAUGUGAUUGUGGCACAGUGAUCAGAUACACAUGUGCUCUCAUCUUUUUAAAGUUCAAUGUUGGCAAGUCUGCAGGGACCAUAAGCAAGUAUGAAAGUAAUUUGAUCAUUUCCCGGUCUUUAAGUUUGGUAAAUGAAUAAGAGUGUGUAAAAAUAUGUUUCCAGACUAUUACCACAGUAACAAAAGACUGUUUUAUAAAAUAGAAAAGUAGGUAUUUCAAAAAAUAAUUCUAAAAAGUAGGGUAUGGAAAUUCCAACUGUGUAGAAACCCUCAGUCUGGGAUUUACAUCUGUCAUGUUUACCUGCUUGGAAGUGGAUUUUAACUUGUGACUCGGAUAGUGACUGUGCAGCAACUGUAACUCUGACAUCUUUCCUAAUUGUGGUUCAGCUAAUUUGAUGAUGAGCACAGAGAAGCUGCAGAGAAAUAAAUAUUCAGAUUCAGUCUUGGUGUGAACUGCACACAUGUUGUGGCUUAUAUCAUCCUACUCUGCUCUCAGGCACAGACGAGCAUCAGUUUUUGUGUAACCAUUACUAGACAGAACAAAAAUACAUUUAUUAGUUCAAACUGCAAACUCUCACUUUGAAUUUAAGAAACCAGAACCAACAAAUGACAUUUUUACAUGAGAAAUGACUUUGGAGUCGUUUGUGAUUCUUAAAUAAUUGAAGCUCUUCAUUGCCUAUUAUUCACCACUUAAGUAUCAAUGUGCCGUUACUGUCUCUUUUUAAAAGAAAGGCUAAUUAAUCUGACAUUUCCUCUGUCCCCUCCGUUAGGUAACUACCCCCAAGCACUCGAAGACUUCCAGGAGUGUCUCACCCUGCAGCUGAAGCACUUACCCCCCCACAGUCGUCUGCUGGCUGAGACCCACUACCACGUCGCCACCACGCUGUGCUACAUGGAUCAGUACAGCCAGGCCAUCCAGCACUACAACAGCUCCAUCAAAGUCAUCGAGACACGUCUGGGUAAGAGUGCGCUCAGUGAUAUUUUAAUUUCGUCUAAGCGAAACACUGCAGAAGUUUUGUAGAGUUUAUCGUCUUUACCAUGAGCUUCAUGUCGUGUCCCUGUCCGUGCUUAGCUAUGUUGCAGGAGGUGAUAGCUGCAGCUGAGGGAGCAGACGCGGCAGCAGAGGAAAAGAGAGAGAUGGAGGAGCUGAAGCAGCUUCUGCCCGACAUCAGGGAAAAGGUCGAGGACGCCAAGGAGAGCCAGAGAACAGGCAGUGCUGCGUCUCAGGCCAUCCAGCAGACACUAGUGGGUACACGGGGACCACAGGGAACAGUCUACAGCUGUGUUGGAGCAUUUGUUUCUUUCUUAGCUUAGUGAGGUCUGAAAAGGUAGCUUUAGAUUUUGGAUAACUGACUGACUUGUUGCAGGGCGGAGCUUCGACCUCAUCAGCAUUCAUGUGUGAAAACGGGGGCGCUUCAUCAUCAUCAUCCUCAGCGUUUCCAGCACCCAGUCAGGUAUGGACACUGUCAGACUGCAGACCUCAAACUAGAGAUGCACCGAUCCAUUUUUUCCUGAUCCAAUCUGAUACGAUACCUGGUUUGAGCAUAUCGGCCGAUAUCAGAUACCAAUCGAAUACUACUGUUGAAUGAAUGAACUGUAUACCUUGCCCUGUAAGUGAAGGCAUCAGGCUUGACAUUAGCCUUGUUAAAAAAAGGUAACAAAUAAACGGAUAUAUAUACUCAAUAUUAUUUAUUAACAAAUUGCACAUUAGCACACCAUAAAAAGAAGAAAAAUUAAAGGAAAAAUAAAGUCUGGAUCGGCAUCAUUCAUUCGCUAUCCAAUCCAGUUAAUUUGUCAAUAUCUUAUCCAAAUAUUGGAUCGGUGCAUCCCUACCUCAAACUGACUUAAAGGUUUUCCUUCAGACAAUUUCUGUGCAAAUAAGGUGAAAACUUAUUUUUCAGAUCCCUGUCAAAUCUGAGAGCGCCUCGUCUUCCAAAGCAGCGUCAGACAUCUCCCACCUGGUCAGGAAAAAGGUGAGAUUAAAUAAUCCUGUUUUUUUUAAAGUGUGGCGAUUUAUGCUGCUUUUUUUCCUCCUCCUUCGCAGUUUUGACUUCAUGAUGUAGAUGCGAUCAUCUCUGUGAAAGUGGCUGUGAUCUGCUUUUAUUUUGAAGGGCUUGUGUGUUUGCCUGCUUUGGUUGUCGGGAUGAUGUGCUGUCCUUGUAGCUUUAGUUGCCUUGCUGUAGUUGUGGUGUUGGUGUUUGUGUCGUGGUGCAGCCUGAUGCUCUCGAUUUUAUAGCUGAUUUUGUGCAUGAAUUAAGUGUGCGGCUUUAAUCUAACGAGUAGUGUCGGAUACGGUUUCAGUUCCCUUUUUUUCAUUUUUUCUAAAUGUCAACCUUUUCUUUUAAAGGUUGUUUCCAUGCAGGACUGUAUUGAAUGCAGUCUCCUCUUUCUCCCUCCCUUUGUCCUGGUUUUAUGUUUCCACAGAGGAAAACAGAGGAGGAGAGCCCAGUAAAGGACACUGACGCUAAACAAGCAAAACAGGAAGCCACAGUUAAUGGCAGCGGUGACUCUAGUGCCAGCAACGGCAAUGGAGUCCAGGAAGGAAAAUCACAGGAGGCGAGUGAUAGGUUUAUGUGUUACGUACUGUUUGGAGGACGGCGCUCUUCAGAUUGUGGAGAAUGUAGACGGAGCGAGAGGAUGGCGGAUUGUCAUUUGGGCUAUUUGUUAGCCAAUAUGUUGAUAAAAUUUUAUGCAUGAACUAUGUCAUGCACGGUGUCUGGAUCCUUUAUUUUGGUGAGCAGCAAAGACAAGAGUUCAGCUUUAAGAUGAGAGUUCAACUGGCUGCACAGGAGCAAAUCUGUUCAUUUGUCAAGUACUUCUGGCUUGAAAGUAAUCUGCAUGACGUUCCUACUGUUUUUAAAUGAUGACAAAAAUGUUAAUGUAAAUGCCUUGCUGUUAAUUUAAUAUGAUCUCUUUUCUUUUCGUCCCUUGUAGCCCACCAACCAGUCAUCCUCCGUCAAGUCUUCAGCGUGACUUUCUUAAACUCUUUUCUGAUCAUGGAAACCAGCACAGCAUGCCUGUCCAGCCCCUCGCCACCUUUACGACACUUUUGUUUCUGUAAAUAAGAUCCAUUUUCAUAGAUUUGUCUGUCCAGUUUUGUAUACUUGUAGUAAAAAUGAAUAAAAAAUUUGCAGAUGUAA
Messenger RNA from Xyrichtys novacula (pearly razorfish), 7191 nucleotides. NCBI's taxonomy places the organism in Eukaryota, Metazoa, Chordata, Actinopteri, Labriformes, Labridae. The record is from the annotation of a GenBank genome assembly.